Molecule: messenger RNA, 1798 nt
Organism: Mauremys mutica (yellowpond turtle)
Lineage: Eukaryota; Metazoa; Chordata; Testudines; Geoemydidae
Product: homeobox protein not2-like
Exons: 3
Coding region: 78-785 (235 amino acids)
Biological process (GO): central nervous system development; regulation of DNA-templated transcription; neuron differentiation
Molecular function (GO): DNA-binding transcription factor activity, RNA polymerase II-specific; DNA binding
Source: RefSeq, a predicted model, not a curated record
CGCUCAGCCCCUCACCUGCUGCCUCCGCCUCCUCCCGGUGCGGGGACCCCCUCGCCGAUCUCUGGCACCGCCUGGCUAUGCUGACUACGACCCUGCUGCCCUUUGGGCUGCCGGCUCCGGCCCUGCUGCCUUACCCCGGCUCCCCGCCCCUCGGACACUCCCCCAAGGCUCCGGCGGGGAAAUCCUUCACCAUCGACGCUCUCCUGGGCCGGUCAGAGCCCUCGCCGCCGCCGCCUCCUGGCGCCGGGCGCUGGGACCCCGGCUGGCCAGCGAGCGCCUGGCCGGGCGGUGCGCUCCAGCUGUGCGCCCAGGCGCACCCCCUGCUGCAGCCGCGGCCGCUCUACCCCGUCUGCUACCCGGCCCUGGCGGGCUGGCGGGCCCCGCUCAGAGCCCCAGGGUAUCUGCUCUCCAAAUGCUGCGCCCCAGGCUUCAGAGCCAAGUCGGGCAAAUCCAAGCGGGUCAGGACCAUCUUCACCAGCGAGCAGCUGGCCCGGCUGGAGAAGGAGUUCGCCCGGCAGCAGUACAUGGUGGGCACCGAGCGGUGUCUGCUGGCCUCCGCUCUGCACCUCACCGAGGAGCAGGUGAAAGUCUGGUUCCAGAACAGACGGAUCAAGUGGAGGAAGCAGAGCCUGGAACAGCAACAAGCCAAACUGGUGAAGAUGGGUCUGGCCACAGCCCAAACGAGCCAGGAUUCGCAGACCCACCAGGGAGAGGAAGGGGACAGGGACUUUACCAAGAAAUCUACCGAUGAUCAGGAAGGUUUGUCCUCCCCUCACUUGGAGUAAUCUACUGCACAUCUCUCUGGACAGACCCUCCUGUGCUGUGCUUCCGGUCCUCACCCCUGUACAUACUGUAUUAUACUGGCAACAUGCAUAUAUAAUAUAUACAGUGUAGGGAUUAUUUUUUGCAGUGCAAAAAUAGAUUAAUUUAUGCAAUUGUUUAAAAAAAUAAAACACAAUUACUCUGCUACUCUAGCCGGCUCAGGUUCUUACGCCAGGCCAGUCACUGGCCUCUGGGCACCUACAUGGCAAUUACGCAGUCACUGGCUCUGUAAUGUAAAGCAGUAGCACUCAGUAGGAUUCUCUUGAAUUUGUGUCAGGAUAAAAAUGUAUCCCAAAGUCAUCGCCCCCUUCUUUAUUUAUUUAACAACCCCUCCUCCCUCACCUCCUUUGUAAUAAACCUCUAAUUUAGCCUGGAACGCUGCCGCUCUUUGUUCAUGGGAACGCACUUGCAGGAUUUUUUUCAUCUUACUGGCAUGACUUCUCGUUGCCUCGCCGCUCUUUGUAUAAACAAACUUUUUGGUGCAACAGGGAGAUAAGAUAAAGGCACUUCCCCCCCACCCCACCCUGAUUUUUCACACCCCCGAGUGACCUAGUUCACCAGUGUAAAUUUACAAUGUAGACCUGACCUUGGUUUGUUCUAAUCUCUCUUUGUUUCCAGUGUUGUAGCCAUGUUGGUCUCAGGACAGGUGAGUGUCGAGGCUAUCCAGCCAAAUGACAGCCUGUCCAAGGAGUUUACAGUAGUCCAGAUAAUGAGGAGCAGAGAGGCAACGGGACUUGCCCAAGGUCACACAGCCAGGCAGUGGCAGUGGCUGGGAAUAGAACCCAGGCAUCCUGAGUCCCACUCGAGCACACUAAGAAAGAAAAAAAGCAAACAGCGCUGCUCCCUCUGUAGUCGUUACGCCACAAGGAUUUUUUGCUAACGCUGAAAGAGAGGAGAUAAUAUUAUGUCUUUCUUACACCGCUUGGCACAUGUGCAUUGCCCUUUAAAACAGGCUAGGAGCCCGCUCCUGCACAAA